This is a messenger RNA of Lathyrus oleraceus (garden pea), 924 nucleotides long. RefSeq lists its product as uncharacterized. The coding region runs from base 1 to 924 and encodes 307 amino acids. The record is from RefSeq and is a predicted model, not a curated record. Lineage: Eukaryota; Viridiplantae; Streptophyta; Magnoliopsida; Fabales; Fabaceae. The transcript has a single exon.
AUGGAGGGACAUGAAAUUUUGGGGUUUGGUUUCUUUGUAACUGGUUUAUGGCACUUUUUCAACCACAUCAAACUCCAUUUUCUUUCUUCUUCUUUCAAUUCCUACACUUCAACCCUAUGGUUUCCAUCCAAAUUAACUAGAUACAUGGAGCUUUAUUUAACUAUUGCAAGUGGCAUACUCUUCAUAGCCAUGGAGCUUUUCAUCUAUUCUCUUCACCACCAACCAUUUGACCCUAUAGAUGGAACCAUUCCCUCUAACCGUCUUCACAACUUUGAACACUCUUCCAUGGCUUUGUCUUUCUUAUCCUAUGCUACAUUUUCUAUAAUUCUUGAUAGAAAAAUAACCAUUGCUAAGAAAACUCAAAAUGAACUCACUCAUUUGCUUGCAGCUAUAGCAUUUGCUCAACAGUUUCUUCUUUUUCAUCUUCAUUCAAGAGAUCAUAUGGGGUUAGAAGGACAGUACCAUUAUUUUUUGCAAGUUUUGAUUUUUAUUUGUUUCGUGACGACCCUUAUGGGAAUUGGAUUUCCAACGAGUUUCUUGGUGUGUUUUGUGCGUUCGGUUGGGAUAAUCUUUCAAGGUCUGUGGCUUAUGUUCAUGGGGUUCAUGCUUUUUACACCUGGUUAUCAACCCAAAGGCUGUUUCAUGAAACCUGAAGGGGAUCAAUAUGUGGUUAGGUGCAGUGAUGAAGAGGCUCUUCAUCGUGCGGUUUCGUUGGUGAAUAUUCAUUUCAGUUGGUUCUUGAUUGGUGUCACUGUUUUUGCGAUGUCGUUCUACUUGAUUAUGGCUUUAUGUUAUGGUGGAAAAACAGUGGAGUAUGUUUCAUUGAUGAAGGAGGAACAUUACCAAGAUGAAGAUGGCUUGAAAAACUUCAAUGUUGAGUCACAAUGUCAAAAUAUUGCCACAAGCAAUGAAGAGCAAACAUGA